AUUAUAUAAUUGCGUGUUGAUACAUUACCAUAUCGGAAAAGCUAUUUUUCUGCUUAAUUAUUAUUUUGAGUUAUAUGCCAAGGUCGCUACAUAAAGAAUUAAUUAAUUAUUCUUACUUAUUCGUAAUUUAAAUUGUUAUCCGAUGCUAUAAAUCGUGCGUUAAUGUAUUAAAUAUUGAUGUUACAUUAACUUAACAAGACUCGAGGAAGGGGAAAAAAACGCUGACGAGUUUAUAAAAAUUAAAACUAUGUAAAAUGUUUACUCUGCAGGAUUUGUGUAUGGUUUAAAUUAAUGAGAUCGUGUUUAUUCUGAAACGCAUCGAAGGCACGUUUCUGAGAAGCAUACGUCAUCUGUAGCUUAUCAAUCGCUUAUGGGAAAUCCUUUCAUUUCCCCCUUUACCAUCCUUACUUAGAAAACUAUAAAUAAAUCUGAAUAAUGUUUAAAAUUAUCCCGGUAUUUAAGUGCCAUUUUUAACUAGUAAACAUCAAAAAUAAAACUUUAUUUAAAAAAAACAAAAUUGAAACAUUGUGUGCGUUUCGUGUUGGCCAAAUUUAUUUAUAGUUAGCGUAGUAAAAGUGUUUUGUGAUAGUAAAACUAGUGUGAUUAUUUUGGCUCUUUAAUAUGAGUUUAUUAUUAGUUUCCAGCAAUAUGCAUUACCCUGAUUAUACUGCGUGAUACCGGCGAAUGAUUAGCAGGGGAAAGUGAUCCUUAAUGGAAAAACCGCAACUACUUGUGAGCUAUAAGACUAUCAAAGUGGUUUCUAAUGUUAGAACCAUUUUAAGAACAUCGGACUUGCCUUUUAAGUUCGAUUGAGCGACCAUGGGAAUGGCGUCAAACAAGGUUUUGCUCUCGCAUGAUACCAUUUCAAUGCAACCUGCACGUCUCAGUGUCCAUCAUUUUCUUCCCCAUCGUCACACUCCACUGCUGUGCAGUUCAGGUUAUAACUUAGAGGCUUUUCAUUCGUUCAAUGACUUCUACCGUACUUGUUUUUAAUCUGGAAUAUAUUCGGACAGCGCUGUAUAUCUUCGACUUCGAAAGAAAUCAGCAACUAGAAAAUAAAAAUAAAAAUAUUAAAAGAAAAAAUAAACACAAUUAGAGUUUUUUUAAAAGAUAAAUCUGUGAAUUGAUUAAUAGUAGUAUCAUUGAAUGACGAUAAUUAGCUUUCAGUUACAUAAUAGAAGUGUAAUUAUUUUUUUAAACCGGAGUUCGUUAUAAUUCUAUUCACUCGUACGAUAAAAUAAACGAUGUUUUCGUGUGAUCAAAGAAUCCAAUUUCAUUUCCUGACUAUCACUGUUGAAAGUUAAAGGCACGGUUUGGAAUUCUUCCUACACUUACCCCUUUCUCCGAAUGUGAUAGACCCGUUGUCAUAGCGAUACUGCAACUCUGCAAGAAGGACAAUGACGACAUCAUUAUCAUCCAAUUCCUUUAUCAAAAUACAUCAUGUUCAUACGUCCGAAGUUUUUGUUUAUUAACGAUAUAACUAUCUCCAUCUCGCAAUUAAUUCGAUACAUUUUUAGAUAUUUUUUCGUUAAAAAACGGAGAAACACACAAGCUUACACUGAUAUUGAUUUGUUUAUGUGUGAUGGCUGUAACAGAUGACGAUGAAAAGAAUGCAGGAUUGCUCGAAGUUUUCCAUAUGACAUAUAGCAACUGAAGAAGGCAACUUAUGACAAAGGUAAUGCCAAACAAGACUGUCAGUGCAAGUCUCCAGUCUUCUCUUAAUGAGGGAUCUUUUAGCACUGUUAAAGACACUGUGGAAACCAGUUAUGAACAGCAGUCCGAACAUGACAGAUCGAGGUCUAGAGGAACAAAUUUGGAUAUUGUUCCUACUUUGAAUAAUCGAAAAAUAUCUUUGCCAACUUAUUCUUUAAAGGACAGAGGAAUAAAUGUGACUAAAGCAAUUAGUGAGCCAACCUUGGUGGACAGAAAGAAAAAGCAAUUGAUUUCAGAAAAUCCUAUGCCAGACUCUCUUCUGUGCGAGGAAACAGACAGACGAAAGAAUAAUACAAAUGAAAAUAAUGUGCUGCUCAAGAAACGAACAUACAGUUUUACUUCACAAGAUCAUAUUGAUUUUUCUGCUCGAAGUGCCUUUCCAUUGACUUCAGAUACUGAUAAUAUAGCAACAUCUUCUGGUUUAUCUGAACCGUCUUCCACAGUAGUUACUCAUCAAAUUCCAACUAUCGCUUCAAAUAAAUCAAAAACUGGAUCAGAUGUAGGUUGUCAAAAACAAAAAUUUAAGCUCAACACAUCACUGCCAUUGAGCAAAUGUCUUCCAGGUGUGGAUUUACCAAGAGAAAGUGAAAUUAAUAUUUCUAUGCCGAGUUCAGUUUAUGGUACUCAGUCUUCUAAUAUUGAAUCAGUAUUAACUGGUUUAAAUUUAAAUAAGAAAAAUAUGGACAAUGAAUUUGUUUCUGAAAUUGAACAACAGAUUGUACACCUCACAGGAGGUAGUGUUAAUUUAUUGCCUAACACCCAAGAAAAUUCACAAAUAAAAAAUUUAUCACAGUUAAUGAAUGAUGAUAAAUCAAAUGAGAAAACAGCAAAAUUAUCUGAAAAAAUUAAUGACAUCUCACAAGUAAUAAAUGAAGAUGAUUAUAUUAUUUCAAAUAAGCAAGAUGAUUUAUCAGAAAGCCCCAGAAGUUCUGUUGUUGAUUUUUCAUCUGCCUUAAGUAUUACAGUUCCUCAGAAUAAUUUAAAAUCAUCACCAUCUCAAAAAGUAUCAAAACCGCAUUCUGUUGUGCAACACAUUUCAAAAAUAAUUGCACAAAAUGCAGCUAUUGUAGAAACAACAAAUCCCAUUCGUCCGAGACAACAUGUUCGUCAUUUGAGCUUUUCGGAAAAUUUUAAUGAGAAAGAAUAUAGAAAAUCUCAUACAGCAUCCAAAAUUCGUCGAUACAGUGAAGAUUUAUCCUCUACUUUUAAUAAUUCUCCUUAUCAGAGUAAUAAAUCUAAACUUCAUAAUGCUCUUCUAGGGCAUUCCGAUUCACCAUUUUUCUUAAAAAAUUCAGAUAUUUUUACAGAUCAUAAAAAAUCUGCAAGUUAUUUGAAUGGCAUCUAUACAAUUUUAGAAAAUGAAAAAUUAAAAUUUUCUUUAUCAGAAGAAAAAGAAAGGAAUUUUUUAAAACCACUUAGCAAAACUCAUUACACAUCUCUUUCUUCAGAUAAACUUUCCAGUGAGUUUAUAUCAAAAUUAGAAAAACAAUCCAAAUCAGAAGGCAGUAUAAUUAAAGAUCUUUUAUUGAAGCCAAAACAAACAGUACAUCAUACUACAUCUGAAGAAAUACUGCUUCAUCAAACUAAUACAGAAAUAGUAACUAAACAAAAAUCAAAUGAUGCUCACUCCACAGUAUACUUAUGUAAAUAUUGUAAUAUUGGUUUCCAUAGUAAAGGUAAUUUAGAGGCUCAUCAGUUACAUUAUUGUAAACAUAGAACUCAAUUUGAAACACAGUUGGGACUUUUAAAAGAUAUGUCUUUAAUGGAAAAGAUACAUACAUGUGAUUCACCAGAAGAAGUUAUUCCAGAUAAAUUGACUUUACAGGAAACUGGAGAAAUUAAGAAUUUCAUUGUUGACAAUGACGGAUGGAUUCCUCCAUUGAAACAGAGGAAAUUAUCAGAACCAAUAUUGUCAAAAAGCCACUUAGAGACUCCAGUGAAUCGAAGAAAAACAGUAGAAUAUUCUAAAAGUGAUAAAACAUUAAGUCCUCAUUGUAUACCUUCAGUGUCUCCUGGUAAUUGGAAUUCUCAAAUGUCAGGAGGAAAAGUGCAAAUAUUUGAUGAGAUAGGAAGCAAAAAUGCUACAUUAAAAUCAAAUCUUCAUAAGAGUGCUUUGUUUACAUUACUUGAUCGUAAAAGUCGUUCAUCACAAUCAAUUAUUGAAAAUGAGCCCUGGUCAUCGGAACCAGAAAAAGUGCAGAAAUUUAAGAAAAUGUCACUUCCAACAGUUGUUGUUACAAUUUCUAAACCUGAGUUAAAUUCAGGUGGCACAGUCAUGCAAGUACACACUUCCACUGCAGUUGUUGGAUCAUCACUCUGUGUACAAACAUCGUCUCAAGCGCCACUUAUGGCAACAGGUAUGAAUGAUUUAAAUAAAUGGAAACGUCAUUUUCAUUCAGGUGAUGAUAAAAUGGAACUGUCACCUAUGUCAAAGAGUGCUACCACAGAAAAUGAAGAAGAAAAAUUAGUUUCAAUGUCUCCUCAUCACUCUAUGUCAACUAGUUUAUUAGUUGAAUCUUCAAGUUUGUCUCCAGCAUCUGAAUAUGCAGAAAUGUCUUCAGUUGGCAGCAUUAGUCCAUCAUUAUCACAACAGUCUGAUUUCAAUAAUGGUGAUAAACAAGAAAAAAUUAACAAAAAAAUUAUGCAAAUGGAAAAUGAAAGUACAUCAUGUACUCUGACAUCAAUAUCAACAAUUAAAACUGACACAAUAACUACAACAUCCCUACCUCUCUUGUGUGUGUCAGAUAGUACUGAUGCAGUUAGCGAGGGAACAGGUAUUAAAGAAACAAAUGUAACUGCUGAUAAUGUUAAUGCAAACAGGUCUUCACCUAGUAAAAGUGAUUCGUUAUCAGAUGAUGUUAAGAAAAAAUGUGCAAAUCCGAGUAGACCAACAUUUUUACCCUUAAAAAAGGGUAUCACAUUAGUUGGUUCAACUUUAAUUAGUCCGGAAACACCUCGGCCAAAAAAGACAAGUAUUCAACUUUAUCUUGGUGGACAUGCAUAUACAAGUUUAGGUUUGAAGUGUUCCACAAGAUCAACUUUUUGUUGUAUAUAUCGUUCUCAACCAAUGUAUGUACCACAGGAUACUGAUCCAAAAUUGUCUAUGUACUCUAAUUGGCAAGUAUUGCCAGCUAAAGAGGAGUUGUUUGGAAUGACACCUAGCCAGUUGAUAGGUUUAUAUAACUCUCGUCAGAGUAAAGAAAAUGGCAGGAUGACUAUUUCAGUUGCUAAAAUGGGAAACACAUUUGUAUGUACUCAUUCGAGUUAUUGGACAUUUCGUAUGCAAGACUUAGCAAAGGAAGAAUUUCAAAAAUCUCCAAAAAUAAAAGAAAAGGUCUGUGAUAAGGAUGUUGUUAUGGAAGAUGCAUCAUUAUCAGAAAACUCUGUAUCAAUCGAAAUAUCAGUAACCUAUUCAUCAAAUGUCGAGAUUGGCUUGUAUUUUCCCAGAGAGCAAAUCCAAUUAGAUGAUAGUAGUAAUCCCUCAAUGAAGGAGCAUAACCAUUCUGAAGAAAACAUAGAGGAAAAUACCUCUCAUUCUAAUAUUCAUUCACCGGAUGAAAUGAUUCAAUCUCAUCCAUCAAAGAGAGUUCGUCAUUCUGAAGGAAAUUCAAAUUCUACUGAUGAUGGAACUUAUGUUAGAGGUAGAGGUUGGGGAAAAUAUAUAUGUGAAGAAUGUGGAAUUCGUUGCAAGAAGCCAAGUGUUUUAAAGAAACACAUUCGAACUCACACAAAUCUCAGACCAUAUAAAUGUUACCAUUGUGCUUUUGCAUUCAAGACAAAAGGGAAUCUAACCAAACACAUGAAAUCUAAAGCCCAUUUCAAAAAAUGCAUAGAACUUGGAAUUGUUCCUGUGCCAACAACAGUUUGUGACUCCCAAAUUGAUGAAGAGGCACUAGAUAAACAGGAAAAGUUAGAUAAGGAUAUUUGCCCAUCUCUUAAUUCACAAGAAUUUGAAGAUGGUGAAGAUAUUGAUGAUGAUUGUGAUGAUACUGAACAUAGUGAAAAUGAUGAUGAUGAUGAUGAUAAUUCUGAAGUCCUUGUUCGUAAUGAAAGCAAUAUCAGGAGACCCAAGAAUCAAAGACACAGAAUUAGAAAAGAAAACUAAAUGCCGAGAUCUGGAAAUUAAAAUUCAAAAACUAUGGAAUAAACCAGUUAAAACAAUACCAAUAAUAAUAAGAGAUUUGGGUGCAAUCCCAAAAGAUCUGAGACAACAUCUAGCAGCCCUUGGCAUUGAUAAAAUCAACAUCAGCCAAUUACAAAAGGCAACUUUGCUGAGAAUUGCCUACAUUUUACGUCGAUAUCUCAAAUAUCCUACGCUCUUGGAAAGAACUCGGUAUGAUGAGCAGAUGCCAAAUCCAGCUAAAGACCAUGCAGCUGCGCAUAUCAAAAAUAACAAUUGGAUAUUAAUAUUCUUUCUAAUAUUUAGGGAAAUAAUAGUAUCGGUAGUUGAAAAAAUCGUACAAAUAGCAAGCUUUUAUCAUAAAUAUAAUAUUUAAAAUAUUUUCC
Centruroides sculpturatus (bark scorpion) is the source of this 6219-nucleotide messenger RNA. RefSeq lists its product as uncharacterized. Bases 1667 to 5818 code for a protein of 1383 amino acids. Gene Ontology annotation, molecular function: RNA polymerase II cis-regulatory region sequence-specific DNA binding; DNA-binding transcription factor activity, RNA polymerase II-specific. The record is from RefSeq and is a predicted model, not a curated record. Gene Ontology annotation, biological process: regulation of transcription by RNA polymerase II. Gene Ontology annotation, cellular component: nucleus. Lineage: Eukaryota; Metazoa; Arthropoda; Arachnida; Scorpiones; Buthidae. The transcript is spliced from 6 exons.